Mangifera indica (mango) is the source of this 2227-nucleotide messenger RNA. Its product is annotated as serine/threonine-protein kinase PBL34-like. Bases 528 to 2045 code for a protein of 505 amino acids. Gene Ontology annotation, biological process: protein phosphorylation. Gene Ontology annotation, molecular function: protein kinase activity; ATP binding. The record is from RefSeq and is a predicted model, not a curated record. The transcript has 6 exons. NCBI's taxonomy places the organism in Eukaryota, Viridiplantae, Streptophyta, Magnoliopsida, Sapindales, Anacardiaceae.
AUUUCUUGCCCUUUCGAAUCUUUUAUGCCAACCUCGUGUGUACAUUUGUUUCUGUAACUUUGUACUGCGUGUGGGUUGGCUUAUGUGAUGUGUUUGUGUGCGUCUGUUUUUGUUUGGUCAGCUCAAAUAUAACCGAUAAAUUUUACUGCUUUUUUUGCUGUGUCUUUAGGCUCUCAGUUGACUAUUUCUCUCUGUGCCACCGCUUAGUAUUUAGUCUCAAUGUUGGUUCUUUUGAUUUGCAUGCUGUUUUUCUAAUCUGAGUUUGAAUUCUUUUUGUGUUCUUUCGGUUAAAAAUGAAGGCUUUUUAGUUUGUGGUGUCUGAGUUUGUGGAUUAUUGAAUGAAAAGGUUGGUUUUUUAGGCAGGGUGGUGUCUUUAGAUAUGGCGGUUUAUUGAUUGAUUAAUUUUUUAUGCAAUUUGAGUUUGUUUAUUCUGGGUGGGUUUUGAUUAUUACUAUUGUUUGAAGUUGAUGUUUGGCGCAAUGUGGUGCUCUAGUGGCGUGAGAAUUGAGUUUUAGGAUUUCGGGAAGAUGGGAUUAGGUCCUCAUGCUAUUCAUUUGGGGACUUUUCGUAAAUCAAAGAACAAAAAGAAGAAAGGUGAUGAACCCGGGGAGCUUGGUUCACGGUGUUGGUUUAAGUUUAGGUUUACGGGAAACUGCUUGUCUUCCAGGUCCAAAAGGGGUAGUUCCAUUAGUGGCACUAGCACUCCUUGUGCGGAAAUUAAAUCUACAAAUGAGAACAGUCGAGACCAACCAGUUGUUCCAGUGGUAUCGUCUUCAACUACAACUGCAAGCAACACCUUCAGUACUACAUCCACUCCCAACAGACGUGAAGAACUGAAAAUUUCUUCUCAGCUUCGGAAAUUCUCUUACAAUGAGCUUAAGUCAGCAGCGCGGAAUUUUAGACCAGAGAGUCUUCUUGGUGAGGGUGGGUUUGGUCGUGUAUAUAAAGGCUGGAUCAAUGAAAGUGGAAUGUCUCUAGUGAAACCUGGCACGGGUAUGCCUGUGGCUGUAAAAACCCUCAACCGUGACGGACUUCAGGGUCAUAAAGAAUGGCUUGCUGAAGUUAGUUUUCUUGGUGAGCUCCUCCAUCCAAAUCUGGUUAAGUUAAUUGGUUGUUGCAUUGAGGAUGAGCAGAGGCUACUUGUGUAUGAGUUUAUGCCUCGAGGAAGCUUGGACAAUCACCUGUUUAGAAGGUCUCUGCCUCUUCCUUGGUCUGUUAGAAUGAAAAUUGCACUUGGUGCUGCAAAGGGCCUUGCCUUUCUUCAUGAAGAAGCUGAAAAGCCAGUGAUAUAUCGAGACUUCAAGACCUCCAAUAUCCUAUUAGAUGGGGACUACAAUGCCAAGCUUUCUGAUUUUGGACUUGCCAAAGUUGGUCCUGAGGGAGAUAAGACUCAUGUAUCUACCCGAGUAAUGGGAACUUAUGGUUAUGCGGCCCCUGAGUAUGUUAUGACAGGGCAUCUUACAUCAAAGAGCGAUGUCUAUAGCUUUGGUGUGGUUUUUCUUGAACUGUUGACUGGCCGAAGAUCAAUGGACAAAAACCGACCCAAUGGUGAGCAUAACCUAGUUGAAUGGGCAAGACCAUAUCUUGUAGAUAGGAGAAGGUUUUACCGGCUAAUGGAUCCCCGCCUUGAAGGAUACUUCUCGAUCAAAGGUGCUCAGAAAGCAAUCCAGUUGGCUACCCGCUGCCUCAGCCGACACCCUAAAGCUAGACCUAUUAUGAGUGAAGUGGUUGAAACCCUUGAGCCACUGCCUUACCUGACAGACAUGGCCUCUUCUUCAUACUUCCAAGCAAUGCAGAUGGAGCGUGCAGGGUCCAACUCUAAUGCGAAGCAGGGAACUAGAGUGCAGGCAAACAUAUCAAUGAAUGCACAACCGAUGAGAAGAGCCUCCACAGCAAAUGGUCCACAAGCCUCACCGCAUCAUGGCAACAAUCCUAACUGGUCACUCAAGCCUAGUAACAAUCCUCACUUGUCACCAAAUAAGGCUAAUGUCAAUCCUGGUAACAAUCCUGAAUGGUCACUGAAUCUUAAUGCUAAUCAACCAUAACUGUUAGUUUAGAUCAGGCUAAAAUGUCAAGCAUCAAGGACAAAGAGUUAUGUUAUCCCUUACAUCAUUUUGUUACAGUAGAAGUCUCUGGUCAGAAAUUGGGAUAGUUUUAAACAUGAACAGAAAUUAACCAAGGAUAAUUCUUGGUCUUCUGUUGUGUUAAAGUAUAGAUUCCUGCUCUA